Messenger RNA from Habropoda laboriosa, 2445 nucleotides. Its product is annotated as ecto-NOX disulfide-thiol exchanger 2. Gene Ontology annotation, cellular component: plasma membrane; external side of plasma membrane. Lineage: Eukaryota; Metazoa; Arthropoda; Insecta; Hymenoptera; Apidae. The record is from RefSeq and is a predicted model, not a curated record. Gene Ontology annotation, molecular function: protein-disulfide reductase activity; RNA binding. Bases 70 to 2445 code for a protein of 791 amino acids. The transcript is spliced from 10 exons. Gene Ontology annotation, biological process: ultradian rhythm.
UUCUUCAUCUUCUUAUUAUUUGUAAUUUAUCGAGAAAUAACUGUUGAAUCGCAAAGCAAUUAAUAGAAGAUGGCUUACAAUUUUCCGGGUGUACCAGCGGCCGCUAUGCCACCAAUGGGUAUGGGACCGAUGGGAGCCCUUGCUCCCAUCGCAGGACCUCAAAGCUUUAUGGAGUUAACAGGCCAAGGAUUUCCUCCUCUACCUCCACCAAUACCAAUGCCUGGGAUGAAUGAUUCUCCUUUAGAAUUCAGUACGAAUAAGAAUCAACCACCAGUGGUUAGAGAGACUUCUGAAGAUAGCAGUGAUAAAAGAAGUGAAAAGAAUGAAAUUCGACGUGAAAGAGAAAAUAGAGAUAACAGAGAUAAUCGAGAUAACAGAAGAUCUAGAAGUGACCGAAGCGACAGAAGAGAGAGAGAUAGAGAAAGAAGGGAAGAACGAAAUGAAAGGGAUAGAAGAGAAGAACGAAGGCCAGAUGAUCGAAACAAUAUGAAUUCUACCAACAACAAUAGUAGUCACAAUAAUAAUUCAAACGGUAAUGAAAUUCCAUCAUCGUCAAAUACUGGAAGCACUUCGAAUCUGGGAGCACAAAUGGAACAAGCAACAGGAGUUUGGGGAAUGAGUGUAGGAUAUCCAGUGAUGGGAAUGGCUCCGAUGGGACCAAUGGGACCAAUGAUGAGUGAAAUGACACUAGGUCCACAUAUGGGACAUACUCAUAGUUAUGGAGCUAUGAGCAUGGGAAUGAUGUCACAUGAUGGUAGUAUGAUAAGUGCACAAAUAUUAGGACCGGAACAAAUAAUGAACGAUGCUGCCCAAAUUAUGAGUGGUGCCUUACCUCCUCCACCAACAACACCACAAGGUACCAAAGAAAUUAUACAUUGUAAAAGUUGUACGCUGUUCCCACCGAAUCCGAAUGCUCCACCUCCAACAACUAGAGAAAGACCUCCAGGAUGCAGAACAAUUUUUGUCGGAGGUUUGCCGGAAAAUAUCACAGAAACGAUAAUUCAAGAAAUAUUCGAACGAUGUGGAGAGAUAACCACUUUACGACUCUCUAAGAAAAAUUUUUGCCACAUACGUUUUGUACUCGAGAGUAGCGUUGACGCAGCUAUUUAUUUGUCUGGAUACAGAGUAAGAAUAGGAUCCAGUGGUGAUUCUGCAAACACUGGCAGGCUCCAUGUGGAUUUUGCUCAGGCUAGAGACGACCAAUAUGAAUGGGAGUGUAGGCAGCGUCAAUUACAAAGGGAACAACGCCAUAGAGAACGAGUUGAGAAGGAAAGGCAAAGGGCGCCGUCCAGUCCUCCGCCAGUAGUACAUUACACUGAUCACGAAGCAUCGAAUAUCUGCGAGAAGAUUAAACAAGACGAUACAUUUAUGAAAGCGGUACAAAAAACACGUUCUGUCCCGUUACAAAACAAGCGCAUUAAAUCGUUCCAGGUUGUCGUGACAUGGCUCGAGCGUGGAGACUGUACCAAACGCAACGCUAACACUUUUUACUCGAUGAUUCAGUCAACAAAUUCUCACGUUCGAAGGUUACUCACGGAAAAAGUUGCAUACGAAGAGGAGCUUCAGAAGGCAAAGGAGCUAAUGAAAGGCAGAAUGCAGGGGCUCUUGAUACAAUUCAGUCAGAUUGAACGCGUCUUUACUGCGGCCAGCCACAAGAAGGUCUGGGAUCACUUCACAAAGGCUCAACGGAAGAACAUCGAAAUGUGGAAGAAACAAUCCUCGGAAAUUAAAGCGGUACAACUUGAAGAAUCUUUAAUGGAAGGUGAAGGAGAGAUGGAAGUUUCCGAUUCGGAGGAGGAACCACAACGCAAAAAACUGCGCAAUCAAUCGGAUGCACACGAAGAUUUGGAAAGAUUGCAAGCGUUGAAGGAAGAGAACGAUAGCCUUCGGUGUCAGUUGGAGGCGUAUAAGAACGAGGUAGAUUUAUUAAAAUCGGAGACAAAAAGUGAAAUUGAUGCGAAGGAUAAGCAAAUGAAGAUGUUGCAACAAACUUUGAAAGGCAUGCAAGAACAGUUGAUGCAGUCGAGGAAACAGCAAGCCCAAGAUGACCAGAAAAUUAAGGAUUUGACUGUAAAGCUAAAUGCCACGAAGAAGGAGGAACCGCGGGAAAGCGAAAUAAUAACGUUAGAUAAGGAUGAUGAUAUCAACGAAGAACCUCGAACUCCAAAACAAUUAGUUUUAACUUCUAGUCUCGUCCAGAUUACUCAAAAGGAUGCCAAGCUGAUAGGACUAAUAGCGACAUUUUUACAUAUUCAUCCGUUCGGUGCAAGCGUAGAUUAUUUGUGGUCCUAUUUACAAAAAAUGGAACCAGGUAUAAAGCCAAAUGAAGUAGAAGCUCUGAUGCAACGGUUUCCUCAAGUCUUUAAACAGGAUUUAUUCGGUAUCGGAGCAAACAUGGAAAGGCGUUGGCAAUUUUCAGGUUUUAACGUUUAUCGUAGUCAUUGA